GGAUUGUAGAUAUACUGUCGUAGCAGCGCGCGGUCUUCAACUGCCUGACGCGUCAUGGCCUCGUUUUUUGAUGUCAGCUCUAAGAGGAAAGAUAAAAAAGAAGAGGAAGAAGGCUACGGAGCAGUGUAUGCUAAGCUGGAUAAAUCUGUGGUUUUGCAAGAAGUAUUUGCAACUUAUGCUCUCUCUAUAUAUAAAUAUUUUAGGCCCGCUUGUUUAAUCAAACAACACUUAACCCAAGGAAAUGUGUGCACAUAUUGACUAAAAUUCUAGUGAUUUUGGAGCAGGUUUAAAUUAAUUCAUUAUUCUUAAACUGGAUAUAUAGAGUGAAAAGUUGGGGAAGGUAGAGGCAACGGAUGCUUUUUUCGCAAUGACCAAGUUGUUUCAAUCCAACGACGUAUGUUGUUUGAUCCUAACUUUUGUCUUCAGCAAAAUCUUCGUCGCAUGCUUUACCUAGUGAUUAAAGAAUUGUCUGCUGUUGCCGAUGACGUGAUUAUUGUUACUAGCAGGUACCUUCUCGAAUAAUAACUACUCCUCCCUAGCUUAACUAAAGAUAUGACCGGCCCAGAAAUUGCUUUUCGAGGUCCUGCAAUUCGGGCGCUUUGCACUAUUACGGAUGUAAGUCCAGGUUCAAUUUGAUUUUCUUUUUCAGGCAGCGAUGGUCCAAAGUAUUGAACGCUACCUAAAACAGGCUGUAGUAGAUAAGUCUCCUGCAAUAGCAUCAGCUGUGUUGACGUCAGCAUAUAAGUUAAUGGAUGUUUGUCCGGAUAUAAUCAAAAGAUGGACGAAUGAAGUACAAGAAGCUGCAUCGGGCUCUCGUAUAAUGGUACAAUAUCAUGCUCUUGGUCUGUUGUAUUUAAUUCGUCAAUCUGAUCGACUUGCUGUGACAAAAAUGAUUCAAAAGUUUACUCGGUCUACUUUGAGAUCCCCUUACGCCUACUGUCUCAUGGUGAGUUAUAAUUCGUUAUCUCACUUCUGUAGAUAAGGAUAGUAGCAAAGCAGUUGAAUGAAGAUGGGCACUCGUAAGUAUUCCGAUUUUUUUUAAAAAGGGAAGUGUGUCUAUUUAAUUUCCAAGUAUUCCGAAACUUAUACGUGGAAUAACUUUUUGUGGCUUAUUCAGUUUUAUUGUCGGACAUUUUUAACCACUGCUAAUGACAGGCGAGUCAUAGCGUAAAAUCCUGCACACAGAUGAGUAGGUAAGCUUUUACGGUUAGUUGUAUAAUGAAGCACAGAAUUUGGAGAAUUAUCAUAAAUACUGGAGAAAUCACGGUUAAAAACCAAUAAUUAGCACCACAAAUCCCGUGAUUUCAGGAGACAAAAGGAAUAAUCCACAAUUAUAUGAGUUUUUGGAGUCAUCUCUUCGCCAUAAAUCGGAGAUGGUCAUAUAUGAAGCAGCUCGAGCAAUAAUUAGCCUCCGAAACUUAACAGCUAAAGAGUUAGCACCUGCUGUGGGUGUUUUACAACUGCUUUGUACGUCUUCCAAACCUGCGUUACGAUAUGCUGCUGUACAUACGUUAAAUGCUGUCGCCAGUAACCAUCCUGCAGCGGUAACUGCAUGUAAUCUCGAUCUUGAGCAACUAAUCGGUGAUCCUAAUAGAAGCAUUGCAACACUUGCAAUAACAACUUUACUAAAGACGGGUAACGAGUCGAAUGUUGAACGUUUGCUAAAACAUGUAUCUCCGUUCAUGAGUGAAAUAAGCGAUGAGUUUAAAAUAGUCGUAUUGGAAUCUAUCCAUGCAUUAGCAACAAAGUACCCCAAAAAGUAUACAGUGUUAUUAAACUUUUUAUCUGGACUUCUUCGUGAUUCAGCUGGAUACACUUUUAAAAAAGCAGUUGUGGUUGCUAUCGAAUCAAUUAUCAAACAAAUUCCAGAAGCCAAAAGUAUAGGUUUGUUACAAUUAUGUGACUUCAUAGAGGAUUGUGAACAUGUUAAACUAACACAGCGUAUACUCCAUCUGUUAGGACGGGAGGGACCCUACCUCAAACGUCCUCGUCAAUUUACUCGUUACAUUUACAAUAGAGUUAUGCUCGAAUCAGCUCCCAUUAAGUGCACAGCUACAACAGCUCUGGCGAGGUUUGCUGCACACAAUGAGGAAUUACUUCCGAGUAUUCUUGUACUUCUUAAACGAAUUAUGAUUGAUGAAGACGAUGAGGUUCGUGAUCGCGCAGCCUUCUACCACUAUAUUUUAUCACAUAACCAAGUAGCAUUAAAAUCUGCUUACCUUUUAAGUGAAGAAAUGCAUCUAAGUCCAUCUGGUUUAGAGCGUGCUUUGUUGGAUUAUGUGCACAACUCACACACAGUUGCUGGUAGUCCUUUCUCUUUGGCGACAGUCCCAAUAGCUGAUAUUGUUCAGCCAAAUGAUCUUAGUUCUGCCAUUGAAUCGGAUGUUGUAAAGAUUAAAGCUAAAUCUAAUACCAUGGCUGGUGAAGGUCGAAACGCAUCACUUGUUUCUCAGAUGUCAGGGAAACGUAUUCAAGAUUCAUUUGCUGAGCAGCUGGCAUCUAUACCCGAAUUUUCUGGUCUUGGCUCCAUAUUCAAAUCUUCUUCAUUAGUAGAAUUAACUGAAUCUGACACUGAAUAUGUAGUAACAUGCAUAAAACAUUUAUUCUCAAGGCAUUUAGUCUUGCAGUUUGAUUGUGUCAAUACAAUGGCAGACCAAGUCUUGGAGAAUGUCUAUGUUUCGUGUGAGCCGGACGAUCCCAUGUUUAACAUUGUCUGCACAGUACCUUGCAAAAGCUUAAAAUAUAAUUCUCCCGCUGUGACGUAUGUUCUAGUUGAGUUGCCGGAGGAUCUAGAAUGUCAUUCUGCUACAUUUAUCAACAUAUUGAAAUUUACUAUCAAAGAUAUUGACUCUGACCCUUCGGAUCCUGGUUUGCCAGACGAAUAUCAAUUGGAAGACCUGGUCCUAGGUAUUUCAGAUCAUAUUCAACGUGUUUCGAAACAGAACUUUACAUUGGCUUGGCAGGAACUCAGUCCUGAAACUGAAGUAGAGGAAACGUAUAUGCUGGUGAAGCACAAAACUAUUAAAGAAACGAUGCGUCAAAUUAUCGAUCACCUUGGACUUCAGCCUUGUGAUCAAACUGAUCAUAUGCCUCAUGAAGGAAAGUCAUCUCAUCAGCUCCUUCUGUCCGGAGUAUAUCGUGGUGGGUACCAAGUUUUGGCCUUAUGUAAACUUGCUAAAGUAUUGUCUGAUGCAUCUCUUCAUUCAAACGAACAGGGUGUAACUUUCCAAAUCACAGUACGUUCAUCUGAUCCCGUUGUUAGCCGAAUAAUAGCUGAUGCCAUCGGUUGAGUUGUCAUACUGAAAGGCUUCCUUAUUACUAUAUGACAUAUCCUACUUAUGUAUUGUAUUAUUUCUUUGUUUCUUACAUUGGACUAUUGGUAAUCGCUUUGUUUACAAAUUUAAUCACACUACAAGGUUGUUGCUAACACCACUCGUUGAAAAGCUGUGAUUUCUUUCUUGUUAAUAAAUCUUUAUUUUGCAAUCUCUGAAUAUACAAUACAGGAUUCAAAG
This is a messenger RNA of Schistosoma haematobium, 3512 nucleotides long. RefSeq names its product Coatomer subunit gamma-2. Bases 1374 to 3290 code for a protein of 638 amino acids. NCBI's taxonomy places the organism in Eukaryota, Metazoa, Platyhelminthes, Trematoda, Strigeidida, Schistosomatidae. The transcript has 10 exons. The record is from RefSeq and is a predicted model, not a curated record. Gene Ontology annotation, cellular component: endoplasmic reticulum; endoplasmic reticulum-Golgi intermediate compartment; COPI vesicle coat. Gene Ontology annotation, molecular function: structural molecule activity. Gene Ontology annotation, biological process: organelle transport along microtubule; intra-Golgi vesicle-mediated transport; endoplasmic reticulum to Golgi vesicle-mediated transport.